AUGGCGUCACCAUCACCUGCUGCCACUAUCAGAAGCUCAGUUCCUCCCCCGAGCUCUGCCCCAAGUCCCUUCGCCACAUGGCGCUCAUCAACUGGACCCGUUUCAUUUCCAUCUCUUUUCUCAAAUACCUCACCGAUGGCACCAUUUGAGUCGACAGCGACCGCUCCUAUCACCCCCACACCAGGCGUUUUAUCUGACCCCAUAUUUUCCUUGCAUGGAACGUACUCUCGCGAGCUACGAAACCGUCCAGAGUGGGCAAGAAUCGGCCCUGUCAUCACGGCUUUGGGGACCAUCACAGAAGGAACACCACAGGCCUCGAAGCGUGAUUUCUAUUUUGAGUUGAUGUUCCAAUCAGCUCCAACUCGAGCAUUUGCUGGCUUUGGCCUAAUCAAAGCUAUCGAAUUGAGUGCACUGCUUCUUACUCCUGACAGUUUCCAAGUGGCCAACCGCCGCCAAACUGGUGCGACCAUCAAAAACUUUGCAGAAACCAACAAACCAUUUAUGGACGUUAUCGUGUACCUGAUGAACUCAAGCGGACCAGUUGAACAGCAAGCCGAAGCAAUCCAGUCCCUCAGCGCCCUCCACCACUGCUUGUCUCUCGGAUUCUCCGACGCGCCUCCCGUUAUUGUUGUCUCGGAUGCGGCGUAUCUCACGGAUUGCGUCGAGAGUUAUAUGAAGAGUCUGCGGCGGGCGAAGGCCUUGGGGAGCACUGCCUAUUCGGUGAGCUCCACACUGUUGCUAUUUGAUAUCCGCAACUUACUGACAUAUCCAUCUUUAGAAAACCGACAAUACCCAGAAACCUUCAUUGUUUGGGCCUGCUACUAA
This is a messenger RNA of Penicillium brevicompactum, 825 nucleotides long. RefSeq lists its product as uncharacterized. The record is from RefSeq and is a predicted model, not a curated record. The coding region runs from base 1 to 825 and encodes 274 amino acids. Lineage: Eukaryota; Fungi; Ascomycota; Eurotiomycetes; Eurotiales; Aspergillaceae. The transcript has a single exon.